Lathyrus oleraceus (garden pea) is the source of this 1660-nucleotide messenger RNA. RefSeq lists its product as uncharacterized. Lineage: Eukaryota; Viridiplantae; Streptophyta; Magnoliopsida; Fabales; Fabaceae. The record is from RefSeq and is a predicted model, not a curated record. The transcript is spliced from 10 exons. Bases 155 to 1507 code for a protein of 450 amino acids. Gene Ontology annotation, molecular function: glutamine synthetase activity.
UGACAAAUUAUCACGCACUCUCAAAAUCCUUACACACUUACCAAACUUGGAUCUUACUUACUAUACCAUUUUUAUAAACUCAUAUAGAGGGAACGAAAGAGUUUAUAAAAGAAAACCCAAAACCAAACAUAAAAAAUAAAGAAAGUGUGAGGAAAUGGAUUUGAAUGGGUUGAUAAAAGUGGUGGACGAGGUUGAUGAGUUAGAAAGUGAUGUUUCAUUUGUUCGUAUAUUAUGGGUUACUCAUUCAGGACAACACAGAUGUCGUGCAAUUCCUAGAAAAAGGUUCUACGACGUUGUUGCGAAGAAUGGUGUUGGUUUAGCAUUUGUGAGUAUGGUGAUGACUUCUUUUUUAGAUAGACCUCCAUCUGGGUGUAGUGUAGGUCUUGUUGGUGAAGCAAGAGUAACACCUGAUUUAUCUACUAUAAGGACAAUUCCUUGGAGCAAACAAGAUGAAAUGGUUUUGGGUGAUCUAAAUGUUAAACCUGGUCAAGCAUGGGAACAUUGCCCAAGAGACGCCUUAAGAAGAGUUUCCAAAAUUCUCAAAGAUGAAUUUGACUUGGUAGUGAAUGCAGGUUUUGAGAAUGAGUUUUUUCUUUUGAAGAGCAUAACAAGGGAAGAAGAAGAAGAAUGGAUACCAUUUGAUUCGAGUCCUUACGGUUGCUCCUCAGCAUUUGAUGUUGCCUCCCCAAUACUUCGUGAAAUUGCGUCUGCGUUGCAUUCCAUAGGCAUUCCAGUAGAACAGUUACAUACAGAAACUGGAAAAGGCCAAUUCGAAGUGGUUUUGGGACACACUGUUUGCACUAAAGCUACAGAUAACUUAGUUUACACACGUGAAACUGUUAGGGCGAUUGCAAGAAAACAUGGCUUGCUCGCAACUUUUCUUCCAAAGUACAUUUUAGAUGAAGUGGGUUCCGGAUGCCAUGUUCAUCUAAGUUUAUGGCAGAAUGGCCAAAAUGUAUUUAUGGCAUCUGACGAAUCAUCAAAAUAUGGAAUAUCAACUUUGGGAGAAGAAUUCAUGGCCGGAGUUCUUCAUCAUCUUUCUUCUAUCUUGUCAUUUGUUGCACCACUUCCGAUCAGUUAUGAAAGGUUACAACCGACUACAUGGGGGUCGUACUUAUUAUGGGGAAAUGAAAAUAGGAGUGCACCAUUGCGAGCUUCAUCUCCGCCCGGAACUCCCAAUGGUUUAGUGAGUAAUUUUGAGUUUAAACCAUUUGAUGGUGUUGCAAAUCCAUACUUAGGCUUAUCUGCUAUAAUUGCUGCUGGCAUUGAUGGUCUUCGACGGCAUCUUUCUCUUCCUGAACCUGUUGAUACAUGUCCAAAUCUAAAAAACCUUCAAAGAUUGCCAAAAUCACUCUCGGAAUCUUUGGAAGCUCUUGAUAAGGCGGACUUCCUUGUGGAGUUUUUUGGUGAUAAGUUAUUGACUGCCAUUAAAGAAAUUCAAAAGGCUGAAAUUGAUCAAUACUCAGAGAACAAGGAUGCAUAUAAACAACUUAUACACCGUUAUUGAUUUUGAAGAAUUAACUUGUGAUUUUGAAGUUGUUUUAAUAGCAUUUUUAUGCAAAUGUGUUGUGAAAAAACAGAGGAAAAAUGAGAACACAUAUAGCAUUGAACUUUUGUGACAAUUUUUAAAAGACAUAUAAUCGGUGACUAAAACAUUUAU